This is a messenger RNA of Phragmites australis (common reed), 844 nucleotides long. RefSeq lists its product as uncharacterized. NCBI's taxonomy places the organism in Eukaryota, Viridiplantae, Streptophyta, Magnoliopsida, Poales, Poaceae. The coding region runs from base 79 to 618 and encodes 179 amino acids. The record is from RefSeq and is a predicted model, not a curated record. The transcript has a single exon.
AAACUCCCUUUGCGAGUUGCGACCUGCAAACCAUUUCGUGCCACCCUAACACGACCUCUCUCUGCUCAGCUCACACCGAUGUACUCCUGCGAACAACCAGACCACACGGCAACACGUACCACGUUCAACUCGAAUUACCAGCAGCCGUGUGCCACGGCCCGCUCGCUCCACCUCUCCGCUCAUCAGCCCGGACAAGCACUCCCGGCCGCCGUCGGUCCCGUGGCCACCGUGCAGCCACGGCGCGCCAAGAAGAAGCCCGCGGCUCGGCCGCCGUCGUCGCGCCACUCGUCAACCACCGUGGUGCCUACCGACGUGGCCAAUUUCCGGGCCAUGGUGCAGGAGCUCACCGGCUUCCCGCAGGCCGCCAUCUUCCGGCCGCUGCCGCGCAGGGUGCACGCGGCCAACCCCUUCGUCGUCGCCUCGGGGCAAGGCUGUGGCGGUGAAGGGCAUGGGCGUGGCUCGGAGGCGGCCAACAGUACUGCCGGCGGCAACAGCAGCCCCGACGCCCCGGCCGUGCAGCCUGUGAUAGCGCAGAGCGCGCCGCCGGGCGUGUUCGACGGGCUGUCGGACCUCGGGUCGCCGGAGUUCGACUCGUGGGCCGAUUUGUCCAUCGAAUAAGUACUUGUUGGCUGGCUAGAUUAAUGGAUCCAAAGAUGGUGAACGGUUUGGUGAUUUCUUUCUGAUCAUGUGUUAUAUGCGUGUAUAGGCAUAGCUACACGAUGGCAGCUGUGCUUGCAAUUUCUUUCUGAUACAUGCUCAUGUAAUACGUAUCAAAUCAAGUAACUUACUCGAUUUUUGUAAUUGCGAAAUGAUCACAGUGGGCGGCCUAUUCUAUUGAUCUCAA